Molecule: messenger RNA, 933 nt
Organism: Brettanomyces nanus
Lineage: Eukaryota; Fungi; Ascomycota; Pichiomycetes; Pichiales; Pichiaceae
Gene: GCN3
Product: translation initiation factor eIF-2B subunit alpha
Exons: 1
Coding region: 1-933 (310 amino acids)
Biological process (GO): translational initiation
Cellular component (GO): eukaryotic translation initiation factor 2B complex
Molecular function (GO): guanyl-nucleotide exchange factor activity; translation initiation factor activity
Source: RefSeq, a predicted model, not a curated record
AUGUCGGUCAGUCCCAAAUUCGAUAUCAAGGAAGCAUACCUUAAGUUUCUUAGAGAUGAUCCCGAAAUGACGAUGCCGGUGGCAGCCAUCGAGGCUCUCUUAACUAUGCUUAAGAUCCAACAGCCGAGUACAUCGUCAGAGUUAAUUCGUCUACUAGACGAUGCGACAAAACAGUUGAAAAGUUCGGUUUCGAACGCCAUUUCAUUGUCUGCAGGUUGUGAUAUGUUCAUGAGAUUUGUUCUUAGAAACCUCCAUCUUUAUUCGGAUUGGGAAUCGUGCAAAAAGCACUUGGUGGAGAAUGGUCAGUUGUUCUUGCAGAGGGCCAAGGAUAGCAGAAACCGUAUAGCCAAGGUUGGAAUUAACUUCAUCAAUGAUGAUGAUACCAUCUUGGUUCAUUCAUAUUCCAGGGUUGUUCUCAGCUUAUUGGAGUAUGCCAAGUCAAGAUUUGUCCGUUUCAGAGUGUUUGCUACAGAGGCCUGUCCUGAUAAGGGAGAGAAUAAUGGUAUUAAGAUGGCCCGGUUGCUAAAGAAGAUGGGAAUUUCUGUGUGCCUCAUUCCAGAUUCACAGGUCGGAUUUGUCAUUAAUAAGGUGGAUAAGGUGUUCAUGGGAGCUGAGGGAGUGUCUGAAAGUGGUGGCAUCAUCAAUCAUAUGGGUUCGUUCCAGAUAGGAGUCUUAGCCAAGAAUGCUAAUAAGCCGGUUUAUGUGGUGGCCGAAUCGCAUAAGUUUGUUCGCAUGUUCCCAUUAGCUCAGGAUGAUUUACCGCCAGAGAUGGGGACUAAACUUAUAUUCACUACGGACUUGGAUGAAGGUCUUGUAGAUCAUCCAAAUGUCGACUUUACGCCUCAUCAGUACAUAACGGCGCUUAUUUCUGACUUGGGAGUACUAACUCCUUCUGCUGUUAGUGAGGAAUUGAUUAAGAUGUGGUAUGAUUAG